Microthlaspi erraticum is the source of this 378-nucleotide messenger RNA. The record is from the annotation of a GenBank genome assembly. Lineage: Eukaryota; Viridiplantae; Streptophyta; Magnoliopsida; Brassicales; Brassicaceae.
AUGGCUCCGGGAAGAUUAUGUAACAAAGACGGCUGGAUCUUGAUGGCGAUGGUGUUAACAGAAUUUUCUAACGUCGGAGUAAACACUCUGGUCAAGUCAGUAACUUCCAAAGGACUUAGCCCAUUUGUGGUUCUCGUCUACGCUUACACCAUUGGAUCUCUUAUUCUUCUUCCUCUUGCCUUCUUCUCCUUCAGAUCAAGAUCUCUUCCUCCGUUGAGUUUUUCAGUUCUUUGCAAAAUGGUGCUUCUUGGUCUAAUUGCAAGUGCAUUCCAAAUCGCAGGGUACAAUGGUAUAAAAUAUAGCUCGCCGACAUUAUCUUCGGCAAUGAGCAAUGUCAAUCCUGCGUUUACCUUCAUCCUCGCCGUUGUUUUCCGGUAA